GCCAGAAGUUAUUAGUCAGCUCGGGACGAGGCAGUUUCCCAUUCCAUUUCCUCAUCUGUAGGCUCUGCCUUAACCCUCCUGUAUGGUGGAUAUUCUACCCCAUCCUUCUUUCUUGGGUGAUAUGGGGGAUCAUUCAAAAAAGAAGUCUGGGAUCGCCAUGUGUGUAGGCUGUGGAAGUCAGAUCCACGAUCAGUACAUCCUGCGAGUGUCCCCGGACCUGGAGUGGCACGCAGCCUGUCUGAAGUGCGCAGAGUGCAGUCAGUAUCUGGACGAGACGUGCACUUGCUUCGUCCGGGACGGAAAGACCUAUUGCAAGAGAGAUUACGUACGGUUAUUCGGGAUCAAAUGCGCCAAAUGUAACGUCGGUUUCUGCAGCAGUGACCUGGUGAUGAGGGCCCGGGAUAACGUCUAUCACAUGGAGUGUUUCAGAUGCUCGGUGUGCAGCAGGCAUCUGCUCCCGGGAGAUGAGUUCUCUCUGCGGGAAGAGGAGCUGCUCUGCCGCGCGGACCACGGGCUGCUGCUGGAGCGCGCUGCAGCCGGGAGCCCCAUCAGUCCCGGGAACAUUCACUCCAGCAGGCCCCUGCACAUCCCAGAACCUGUGCCAGUCCGACAGCCACCUCACCGGAACCACGUUCAUAAGCAGUCUGAGAAGACCACGCGCGUGCGGACAGUAUUAAACGAGAAGCAGCUUCACACUCUCCGGACGUGUUAUAACGCGAACCCGCGACCGGACGCGCUGAUGAAAGAACAGCUCGUGGAGAUGACCGGCCUGAGCCCACGCGUCAUACGAGUGUGGUUUCAAAACAAACGCUGCAAAGACAAGAAGAGGUCCAUUCUUAUGAAACAACUCCAGCAACAGCAGCACAGCGACAAAACGAAUCUUCAGGGUCUCACGGGGACGCCUCUGGUGGCAGGCAGCCCGAUUAGACAUGACACCACAGUGCAGGGAAAUCCUGUAGAAGUUCAGACCUAUCAGCCGCCGUGGAAAGCCUUAAGCGAGUUCGCCUUACAGAGUGACCUGGACCAGCCUGCUUUCCAACAGCUGGUGUCAUUUUCCGAGUCGGGUUCGCUGGGUAACUCGUCUGGUAGUGAUGUGACCUCUCUGUCAUCGCAGUUACCCGACACCCCCAACAGCAUGGUGCCCAGUCCCGUGGAGACGUGAGAGCCCACCGGAGGACUCCCGCCCCAGCAUGCCCUCACCCGCCCUGCAUGAAAACCCAUCACCUCACCGCCUCAAACGGAAAAGGGAUUAACCGAGAUGGAUUUAAACAGUUUGCCAAACGGAGGAGCCCGUCCAAGCGACUUUGGGGUUUCCAGACGUGUUACAACACUGUUUUUAAAGCAUUUGGACCGUAGAUCGAGGACGUCCAGCGGAAUAUGAACACGUUAUUUUGGUUUUGAUUAUGGACCACUGUCAGCCUUACGAAACAAGUCUUAACAGUGUUUAUUCAAGACCAUCAUUGUGUAGCUUUAUCAGCAAGUGGUGUUUUCCUCAUAAGACAAAAAUCAACGGUUUUGUCUCAAUGCGCAUGAUCUCUCCGAAGAUGUAUAAAAACUGAGCUGUAAAAUAUUUUAUCCUAACGAAUGGAGCAAAGAUUGUGUAAACUUCUCGAUUUAAAAAAAAAAAAAGUAAGUUAUUGUUAUUUAUUGUGAGGACAACCGUCCAUACCAAAAAGUGAGAAAUUACCUAAAUAAACGACGUUAAAUGCUGUUUAUGUCUGAGGAAGCCUGCAUGCAAAAACAACCAUAUCAUGUUACCUUUACAUAUCUUUUUAUAUUAUAACAAGAGACACUUCAGUUACAAAGGUAUACUGGUUACUGGACUGGAAAUAACUGUCCAAAGAUCUAGUAAAAAGAAAAAGAGCAAUGUGAACAGAAUUAAAUAGUGAAUGACAUUUUCAGUGUCGUGAUUUCUGAAUUUAUUCUGAAAAGAAUUUGGAAAUUGCAUUUUUUUUUAUAUCCAGUUAUGCAGAUGUUCUACUUUUUUAAACAAUGGCUGGGUUAAAUUAUAGACUACAUUUGCUUUUUUUUUAGAUUAUAGAAAUAGAUACGGAAUAUACUACGAAAUAAUAAAGAACAGCAUUAUGCAGAAUAUGUUUGUUUUGGGAAAUAGGCAACGCUUCUAAUUCUGUUCUUUCAAAGCACCGUUAUGAAACCUCUAACAGGUUAACAGUUUUCUUAAAAGUGAUAGGGUUAACUGCUGCUCAAUCACUAAUAAAGAUG
Carassius gibelio (silver crucian carp) is the source of this 2223-nucleotide messenger RNA. RefSeq names its product insulin gene enhancer protein isl-2a. The transcript is spliced from 6 exons. Gene Ontology annotation, cellular component: nucleus. Gene Ontology annotation, biological process: axonogenesis; neuron fate specification; positive regulation of transcription by RNA polymerase II. Gene Ontology annotation, molecular function: DNA-binding transcription factor activity, RNA polymerase II-specific; cis-regulatory region sequence-specific DNA binding. Lineage: Eukaryota; Metazoa; Chordata; Actinopteri; Cypriniformes; Cyprinidae. The record is from RefSeq and is a predicted model, not a curated record. The coding region runs from base 83 to 1162 and encodes 359 amino acids.